Entrophospora sp. SA101 is the source of this 2310-nucleotide messenger RNA. The record is from the annotation of a GenBank genome assembly. NCBI's taxonomy places the organism in Eukaryota, Fungi, Glomeromycota, Glomeromycetes, Entrophosporales, Entrophosporaceae.
AUGUCCAAUCUAACUGUUAACUCGAACUCUGACUUUAUAAGUUCUAUUGAAAUUGCCACUUCGGAAUAUUUUAAAAAUAUAGCACCUUCUUCAUGGUCAUAUGAAAGCUUUCUUGCAACCAUGAAACCUUACAUUCUGUUGGAAGAUGAAAGAGAACUUUCGGCCAUCUGGCGAAAAAGAUUUCUUAAUGCUCUAAGUGUGAUUAUCACCAAUUAUAAAGAAAAUGUUGAACCUAGUAAACAAGUUCAGCAGAUUGCAUCAUUGUUAACAAAUCAGGAAUAUCGUUCAAGAGAAAACAAGGCAAAAGUAGAAGAAAAACUUCGAUAUACACAGUUUAUCUUCAAAGAAAACUCUAAGAUAGACGCUUUAAAAAUAUUAAAAAGUGCAAGGACACAACAAACAGCCCAAUUGAGUGGUGAAAUUAAUCUUAAUAAACAGACAAUUAGUAACGAUGAUAUUGCAUUUAAUCCAUUGUUAAACAUUAAAUCAAUUGAAAAACCACAUUUGAAUGCUUUUGUACACCCAUGUCUAGAUGCUGCACUCUGGUACAUUGCUCGGAUAAAUUAUGAAUAUGGAGAAAUUCCUUCACAAAAUCAUGUAACUCGUAAUUUGGCAGAUGGUGUAGGUUACAUGACGAGCGCAGAUAAAUUUCAAUUAGUUUAUGUAGAAGGUGCAAGUCCCGUGGCAAAAGAGGACAAAGAAAUAGCAGAUGCAGAAAAAAUCGCGAAAAAUUUAAGGAAUAUGUUCAAUAACAUAAUAAAGAAUUCUUUUAAUAACAGGAAGUGUAUCCCAGAAAGUUUGAGAGUCUUUGGUGGUCAAAGCUUCAGAUUACAGAUAUAUCUCUUCUAUUUAGAUUUCCAUGACAAAUAUCACCUACAUGAAGUAGAAAAUGCAAACCUUCCAAGGGACUUUUCGGAGAUUGAGGAUUUUGUUCCUUUUUAUGAGUGCAUACUAAAAUGGGCGUUACUUGUGAAAGAAAUGACAGAGAAAUUCGAAAUUUCAAGAAAAAAUAAAAGACCAUCACAAAAUUUAUCAAAUGAUAACAGUAAGAAAUAUGUUCCAUUAUACGUUUAUGAUGGUUGGUAUCAUAAACCUCCUAAAGUGGCGAUAAACCUUUUACUGCAAGAAAAAUUUGGACCUACACAAUUAAAAAAUUCAAUUGAAAAUUAUUAUUUUAAAAAAAGUUAUCAGGAAGCAUUAAGAUUAUCGUUAGAAUAUAUUGAUUUUGUAGAAAAAUCAAACAAUCACAAUUUAGCUAAUGAUGGUAGUAGUAAUAGCAAUGUUUAUAAUAAUCCCAAUAGAUUAACUAGUACGCGUGAAAUGUUAGAAAUAGCUUCUCAAUGUGCUUUAAAAUUGGGAGAUAUUGAAUUGGCUGUAAAAUGUGCUGAUAAACUGGUUUCAAAUGAACCUGGACAUAUAAACCUUAAAGAUUCGAUCAAAUGGUUUGUUAAAUAUCAGAAAAUUCGUAAAAAUGAUUAUAUUGUGUGGAAAGAAAUUGGUAAAACAUUCAUCAAUCAUUCUGAAAAUAAAACUGUUACCGAUAGUAAUAAUAGUAAUAGUAAUAGUAUAAUAUAUCAACAGUUUGCAUUGAUAUGCUUGAAACAUUCUUAUAAUAUAAUGGUAAAAUCUAAUUGGCAACAUCAUAUAGAUUAUUUAGAAAUCAGAUAUUUGGCUGAAAAGAAAGAAAUUGAAGAUUUAAUAAAUAAUUUAGAUAAAAGAAUUUUACUAAAUGCAGUGAACGCAGUGAAUAUAGUAGAAUUAACUGAUUGGAUAAAUAAUUUAAAGAAUCUAGAAGAAAAAGAAGACCAUUCAUCAAAUAACCUGGAUAUUGGAUCGGAUUUUAUUAGCAGACAAUAUCAACCGCUUAUAAGAGCUGUUAAUAAUAAUGAAAUAAUUAUGCAAAAUAUGAAAUGGGGAUUGGUUCCAUUUUGGACAAAGACAUCCCCGGAUUAUCCAAAUAUCAUUAAUUGUCGUGAUGACUCAUUACUUGAUGGUGGUAAAUCAAUGUUUACAUCGAUGAAGAAUUCUAAACGUUGUGUAAUAAUAGCUGAAGGAUUCUAUGAAUGGCUUAAAAAAGGAAAUAAAAGAUUGCCAUAUUAUACCAAAAGAAUAGAUGGUGAAUUAAUGUUAUUUGCCGGACUUUAUGAUUGCGUAACAUUCGAGUCAUCGGAAGAAAAAGGAGAAACAGGAAAAGAAGAGUUAUACACUUUUACAAUAAUUACAACAAAAUCAUCAAAGCAAUUAUCAUUUCUUCAUGAUCGUAUGCCAGAUAUAGAAAAAGAUGAGUUAGUUAUCAUGUAUGACCCAUAA